Sclerotinia sclerotiorum 1980 UF-70 is the source of this 192-nucleotide messenger RNA. RefSeq lists its product with no specific name. The transcript is spliced from 3 exons. The coding region runs from base 1 to 192 and encodes 63 amino acids. The record is from RefSeq and is a predicted model, not a curated record. NCBI's taxonomy places the organism in Eukaryota, Fungi, Ascomycota, Leotiomycetes, Helotiales, Sclerotiniaceae.
AUGACUCCAUAUCCCACGACAUACAGGCAUUUGUUUGACUUCCGUCAUUAUACCACAAAAGAACACUGCUUAUCACUAGAUAAGGAGUUUCUGGAAUCUUACCAAGGCAUUGAAGCUGUCUUCGUUGAACUUGUCUCUAAUCUCGUUGUUGAAAUCAAUGCAGAAACCGGCAUGUCACCCGAGCGUCGAUAA